This is a messenger RNA of Acytostelium subglobosum LB1, 2010 nucleotides long. RefSeq lists its product as hypothetical. Gene Ontology annotation, biological process: pseudouridine synthesis; ribosome biogenesis; box H/ACA snoRNP assembly. Lineage: Eukaryota; Evosea; Eumycetozoa; Acytosteliales; Acytosteliaceae. The coding region runs from base 1 to 2010 and encodes 669 amino acids. Gene Ontology annotation, cellular component: sno(s)RNA-containing ribonucleoprotein complex. The transcript has a single exon. Gene Ontology annotation, molecular function: RNA binding. The record is from RefSeq and is a predicted model, not a curated record.
AUGGAUUCAGCAGCAACAAUAACAGAUACUUCUAAUGUAGUCAUCAAUGAUAGCACACAUCAACAACAACCGGAACACCAACCUGAACAACAACCUCUACAACAACAACAACCAGAGGUGACUAUUACUGAUGCCAACGCCAGCGACACAUCAGCGCCGGUACCUGUUGCAACAGUUGACACCUUAAGUGGUGAUCAACAGAUUGUAAUGAUGAAGCUUGAACCAUUGCCACUGAUCGAACAAGUUGAUCAAGUUGAACAACAGCCUAUGGUGAUCCAGUUUGAGCCACUGCCACAGAUCGAACAAGUACAGCAAGUUGAACAAGUUGAACAAGUGACACAGACAUCCAAUGUACUCGAAUCAGUUGCUGAGCAGGUUGUGUCAGUGCCACAACAACAACAACAAGCCCAUAUCCAGAUUGAGCCCCUUCCUCAGAUAGUUGACGAGCAAGAACAGGUCAAGAUUGAGCCACAACAGGCUGAGCCAGAUCAAAUAGUUCAAGAGCAGAUAGUUACUGAUACUAAAGUGGCACCACCUGUAGAUGAUGCCGACUCUGACAGCAGCAGUAGUAGCAGUGACAGUAGUGAUGAGAGUGACUCCGACAGUAGUGUCAGCAGCAGUGAUAGUAGUGAUGAUGACUUGGAUGAUAUCAUAGAGGACAAAUCUAAAACUUCAACAACUUCAACAACAUCAACAACAUCAACAACAAAGAAGAGAAAGGUGGAUGAUUAUGACGAUGAUGAUGACGAACCAAGAGAGAAGAAGACCAACGCCAAUCAGGUGCCAUCAGAGGCACCUAUCUUGAUUGAUAUACCAGCGACUGUACCAAUCAACUUACUGGGGCGACUACAAAGCAUUGUUGAGGAUAUGAUAGUUAUCAAGUCUGACACCACUGGUGUCUCAUCGGCCAACCUCAAAGACAGGCCAGCUCUGGACAUUGACUCCAUAGUAUGUCUGGAAGAUCGUACACCAUUUGGCAGGAUAUACGAGGUGUUUGGUCAGAUAUCCGAUCCAUUCUACUCUGUUAGGAUACCAUCCAACAUUUCAAUCACCUUGGCAAAGGCAGCAACAGCAGCAGCAUCAUCAUCGGACACUACAACCGCUGCCACUCUUCCAACUGACGCGACAGAGCCAACUACAACAACAACAACAACCGAGUCGAACAACAUCAGCAAGAAGAAUAUAACGAUACAACAUAAUACCAAAGUAUAUUAUGUCAAUCAACCUGAUCUGGCCAAGUUUGUCAUCCCAUCAAGGAUUUACACAAAGGGCGUGGACGCUUCGAACGAGAAUGACGAGGAGUUGGAUGACAAGGACAUUGAGUUCAGUGACGAUGAGAAGGAGAGAGAAUAUAAGAGUCAACGUAAUAGGAAGAAGAGAAAGAAUAAGAAUAACAACAACCAUAACAACAAUAGACCAAAGAGUGAUUUGGAUUACAUUCAAUCAACAUUCGAAUAUAAUCCAUUGCCAAGAAAUGCUCAACCACCUCAAUAUCCACAACAAGGACAAGGACAAGGACAACAACAACAAUAUCGACAACAACACCAACAAGGACAACAGGGACAAGGACAACAACAUCGUGUACCAGCAUUCAUGCAGCGACAACACCAGCCACAACAACAACAGCAGCAUCUUCCACAGAACUCAUCAUAUUUCCAACAACUCCAACAGAUUCAAACUAUACCUCAACAACAACCACAACAACAACAGCCACAACAGCCACAACAGCAACAGACUAGAACAAUGGAUUACCAACAGGUGAUCACUCAACAGAUUAUGAGUCAACAACAGCAACAACCAUAUCAACAACAGCACUAUCACAUUGCCAAUCCUUAUAAUAAUCAUCAACAACAACAGGUGACAUCCACAAGUAUUCCAUCGCCACAACCACAACAACAACAACAACCGCCACAACAAUACUAUCAACAACAACCAGUUAUAUUCUCACAGGCACCCAGUUUCAAUCUGCCACAGCCUCAAUCAUAUGCAUUGCCACCUGAUUCAAAGUGA